AUGACUAAUUUGUGGGGCGGACUGAAGAAAGGGUUAGAACUUCUGACUGAAAGCAGACCCAAGAGGGACAACGUGGCACUCUUUCUCUUAACAGACGGACUGCCAAACAUUGGACCAGCAAAGGGCAAGUCUAAGACCCUCGAAGACUUCAAAAAGAACAACAAAGGUCUGCCCGGUCGCAUCCACACUUUCGGCUUCGGAUACAGCAUGAACAGUGUCAUGCUCUCGGAAGUUUCCUCAAUCGGAGGCGGACUUUAUUCCUUCAUUCCCGACUGCUCAUUUGUCGCAACUGUCUUCGUGAAUGCUGUUGCAAACCAUAUUACUACUGCGGCUUAUAACUUGACUCCCGAGGUCAACGGAAAAAACGUGGUAAUUGAGAAGGGCGAUCACUUGGCCUAUACGAAAACGUUGGAAAAGAGCUACGACUGGGACAAGCAACGUAAAAAGAGCGAAGAUAUCCAGUACCAAAGAAUGCGCCUCGCACUUGUCAAGGGUAUCCAGGACGUCCUAGACGUCAUGGAUACCGCUCACGUUCACGUUCCAGAGCCACAAUCACGCUCACGUUCCAGAGCCGUCAUGGAUACCGCUCACGUUCCAGAGCCACAAUCACGCUCACAUUUCAUCACGCUCAAUUUCACUGCACGGGAGCUGAAUAACAAGGGCCGCAAAAGACUUCGAACUUUUGAGAAGCGACUGAAGGAGCUCGUGAAUAAGAAGAAACCAAGGUCAACUGACCUUCUGAAAGACUUGACAGGACAGAUAGCUGAGGCCUUUUCCAAAGACGAGUGGUUCUUCAGAUGGGGCGCCCAUUUCUGCCUGUCAAUCACACUGGCUCAUUUGCACCAGAUCUGCAACAACUUCAAGGACCCCGGAGUCCAACACUACAGCAUGCUACAACUGCAGUGA
This is a messenger RNA of Symsagittifera roscoffensis, 906 nucleotides long. RefSeq lists its product as uncharacterized. The record is from RefSeq and is a predicted model, not a curated record. Lineage: Eukaryota; Metazoa; Xenacoelomorpha; Acoela; Convolutidae. The transcript is spliced from 3 exons. The coding region runs from base 1 to 906 and encodes 301 amino acids.